Messenger RNA from Phragmites australis (common reed), 3581 nucleotides. RefSeq lists its product as uncharacterized. The coding region runs from base 129 to 2975 and encodes 948 amino acids. The transcript is spliced from 18 exons. The record is from RefSeq and is a predicted model, not a curated record. Lineage: Eukaryota; Viridiplantae; Streptophyta; Magnoliopsida; Poales; Poaceae.
AUAUGUUCGUUUCUUCCUAGAUAUUUAUUACUCCCAAUGAUCUCCUCCUCCUCUUCCCCUGCCGUGCCGUUUGUGUUUGAUCCUUCGCAUUACAUUGCACAACAUAAAGGCUUCAAAGCUUCGAUCGCAUGGAGGAGCUCUCCGGCGACGCCGCCUCGCUGGCGCCGGAGCCGCGCGGGCAGGCGGAUGAGGAAGGGAGGUCGCCGCGGGAGGCGGAGGCAUUCGAGGACGCAGUGGAGGGGUCGUCGACCGCCUCGGUGUCGCCGGUGGCAUGCCGCGAGGGCGAUGGGGAGGCCGACGCGGAGGCUUCGCCGUCCUCGUCGUCGUCAGUGUGGAGAUCGCAGGGCGACGGGCCGGCGGCCGCGGAGGAAGUGGAAACCUGCGAGUCGCCUUCGGCUUCAGCGUCGGGGCACGCCGCUAUGGAGGGAGAGGAGUCUCCAUCGGUUUCUGAACUGAGGGAGGAGCCGGGGAGGGUGGAUACAGGAAGCGCCGCAUCGCCGUCGGAACAGCGCGCGAUGGGGGCGGAGGAGAAUGAGAAUCCGAUGGCCACGCCGGGGUCAGGAUCACUAUGGAGGGAGGAGCCGAAGUCGAGGGUGCAAUCGGCGCCAUCGUCCCCGGCGCGCUCAGCCACGUCGACGUCGUCUUCGCCGCUGUCGCAGAUCAAGCAGCAGGCGCGGCACGUGCGGACCGGCAGCUUCCAGCGGUUCAGGCAGCAGAUGCAGCGCGCGUGGAAGUGGGGGCCAAUUGGAGGUGGAGGAGGUGGCGAGAGGAGCCCCAGGGAGCAGUUGCUGCGGACGACUGUGAACAUUGAGGCCAUGGCGAAUCAGAAGCGGCAGUGGUAUCAAAUCCACUCCAAGGCGCAGGGUCAUAAGCAAUAUAGGGAACCAACAUCGCUCUUUGAACAUUUUUUCGUAGUUGGUCUCCAUUCUUAUGCAAACGUUAGAGUAAUUGAGGAUGCUUUUGCAAAAAAGAAAGCCUGGGAAUCUAAUGUAGCACGCUCAGAGAUAGUAGAUCUUAGAAGAAUUCAGUCUCAUGGACCUAUGCCAUCUAUGGAACCCCAGAUUCUUUACAAGUAUCCACCUGGAAAGAGAGUGGAAAUUAGGGAGACUGAUUUGCCCUCGUUCUGUUUUCCUGAAGGUGUAAAGGCUCGCUUAUUAGAGAGGACUCCAUCCAUGAGUGAAUUGAAUGAAAUGAUAUUUGGGCAGGAACAUUUGUCUCGAGAUGAUCUGUCCUUUAUCUUCUCCCUUAAGGUAUCAGACAAUGCACCACUAUAUGGUGUUUGUCUGCGUGUCCAGGAAAUAGUGCAAAAAGCACCAGGUAUACUAGGCGCGGUCUCACCCCUAAACCCCACUUCCUACAAGCCAAGCUGUUUCUUGGUUUCUGCACCACGUUGUUACUGUUUACUCACAAGGGUACCAUUUUUUGAGCUACACUAUGAGAUGUUAAACAGCAUAAUUGCACAGGAGAGGCUUGACAGGAUAACGCAGUUUGCUAGUGAAAUUGCUCUGGCUGAGCCUGUUCCUCGUUCUGUGAAAGAACAAGAUGGAGUAAACAGGGAUUUUGAUUCCUCAAAUGGGCUUCCAUACAAUGACUGGACAGAAUAUGCUGUACCUGUCAACAGGAUAUCAGGUCUCAUUUCUUCAUCCGGAGUUCCAUCAGAAGGAGACAUGUCGUCAUAUUUGUUCAGGAGCUGGGAGCCUAAUUCUCCUGAAAGUAUAUCUGCUAUUGAGAUUUCAGAUUCUAUUUAUGUAAGAGAACUCGAGGAGGGAAGGCAUAGUUUCCAACAAUAUGAUGACUGUAUAUCAGAGAACUUGGAAUCCCGUUGUGAUAGCUUUGGGAGAGGAAGUUAUAUUUAUGACAAUGGGCAUACUUCCCCAGAUCUUCCGUCCAUGCAUUCUCCUAUCUCUAGAAGAUUAGAGCGUGCACAGAGUGUGGAGUCUUUAGACAGUUCAGUCAAAGGUGGUGGGUCAGAUGAAGAAGAUGAAGUAAAUGUGAAGCAUGAAAUGAUUGUUGAUGAUGAAAAAGUUAUGGGGUGGGCUAAGGCAAACAAUAAUGAACCGCUACAAAUUGUUUGUGGUUACCAUGCUCUUCCUCUGCCACCUCGUGGUGGUGAAAUUGUUUUCUGCCCCCUUGAACAUCUCCAGCCGGUGAAAUACUCCCGGCCUGGAUUAUCAUUGUUGGGUUUUGGAGAGACAAUUUUGGGCAAUGGUUUGACUUCGGCAGAAACAAAUGAGGUCAAUGCCCGUUUGGCAGCUGCAGAAGAAGCUCUUGCAUUAUCGAUAUGGACUACGGCUACAGUUUGUCGUGCUUUGUCUCUGGAAAGUGUGCUAGGACUAUUCACUGGAGUUUUGCUGGAGAAGCAAAUUGUGGUCAUAUGCCCAAAUCUGGGUGUCCUGUCAGCAAUUGUUUUGUCAGUUAUACCAAUUAUAAGGCCAUUCCAGUGGCAGAGUUUGUUACUUCCUGUUCUGCCGAGAAAAUUGAUUGACUUUCUUGAUGCCCCUGUACCUUUCAUUGCUGGUGUCCAACAUAAACCUCCUGAUAUCAAGAUGAAAGGAUCGAGUCUUGUCAGAAUCAAUGUACAGAAAGAUCAGGUCAAGGCGUGUUCGUUGCCUCAACUUCCACGCUACAAGGAGCUCGUUUCUGAUCUCAGUCCAAUUCAUGCUAGACUUUCAUGUGAGAAUGCUUUGGCUAAGAGACACCCUAUUUAUAAAUGUAAUGAAGUUCAGGUGGAGGCAGCUUGGCGGUUCUUAAAUGUAAUGACAUCCUACUUGGAAUCACUUUGUUCUGACUUGCGCUUUCAUACCAUCACAAAUGUACAGUCGAAUAAUGACAGGGUAUCUUUGCUUCUGAAAGACAGUUUCAUUGAUUCCUUCCCCUCAAAGGACCGACCAUUUAUAAAGCUCUUCAUGGAGACGCAGAUGUUCUCUGUUCUAUCAGAUUCUCGACUUUCCACAUUUGAAAAUGAACAAACAUAAGAACCUUGUUCCAGCUGGAGAUCAAAGCACAGUGAUACUCACUGUUGUGGUUAGAGUGUCUGCUUCCUGGUGCUAUCUUUACAUGUCAUUUGAAUGAUCUGGCAAUGGGAAGGAAAAGCAUAGGCUUAGGUGGAGCGUGGAGGAUUUCGAUUUUGCCAAAGUCGCAGCGGUUAAGGUGUUCUGAAAAAUGGUAUGGUUUGUCCGGAUGCUCUGAAUUGCCAGGUUAUAAGAAAUAGAUGCAGCCCAGUCUUUUUAAAUGGGAUGCGCCUGCCCGUCGGUAGGUACAUACAGAUGGAAAAGAAAUGUUCAGUGUUGUAGUAUAGCUGGGUCUCUGUUCCAGUUCUUGUUUUUGUGCCAUACUAGUGAGCGCAUAUAGUGAAAGAAACAUGUAAAUAGGAUGAGCUUAUUCAUUGUAGUGCCCUUGUCCCCCGUUUUAAUUCUGUACAUUAUUGUUUCAGUUCCUGGGCACAAGAUGGAAAUCAGUUUUGACAGGGAGCACAUUUUGCAGUUUUGUGUGAGUUAUUUACUCCAUAAGGCUAUUGAUUGUAAGAACUUAGACUGGACCUGCCAUCAUCACUGCUGUAUUACUGUAUUCAUUCAUCUUCA